This is a messenger RNA of Pistacia vera, 532 nucleotides long. Its product is annotated as cysteine-rich receptor-like protein kinase 11. The record is from RefSeq and is a predicted model, not a curated record. The coding region runs from base 4 to 456 and encodes 150 amino acids. NCBI's taxonomy places the organism in Eukaryota, Viridiplantae, Streptophyta, Magnoliopsida, Sapindales, Anacardiaceae. The transcript has a single exon.
AGAAUGCAUAACCCUGCAAAGGGUUUUAAACGUUCGAUUUGUUUGGUUUCUUUUAUGCUUAUUAUAAACAUUGGUGUUACUAGAGCAACUAUAUGUUACCAAUCGGGGGAUUUCACAAGUAAUAGCACUUAUGAGAAGAAUAGGAAUCUGAUCCUCUCAUCUCUUGCUUCUAAUGUCACUCUACGUGAAGGGUUUUUUCAUAAUGCAAGUAUUGGCCUGGAGCCUGGCAAAGUUUAUGCUCUUGUGCAUUGUAGAGGAGAUUCUUCUGCAGAGCAGUGUGCUAAUUGUGUAAGUUCUGCAGCUAAAGAUAUUGUGAAUACAUGUUUGGACCAGAAAGAAGCAGUUGCUUGGGGAGGGAGUCCUCAAUGCAUUGUACGCUAUUCGAACCUCUUGAUUUUCGGAGAAAUGGAGGAGGAACCUAUGGGUGCUGGAAGCAUGAGAAUAAUAUGGCGGUGAACAUGACUCAUUUUGAUCAGACUUGGGAGAGUUUGAUGAAUCAGUUGUUGAGAAAAGCUUCUACAUGUAAGUUUGC